AUUAGUGGCUUAAAACAGCAGUGUCAAUUACAGAGAUGCCUUGAGACAGCUGAUUGGAAGUGGGUAUAGAUCUGAGGCAUAGUUCCAGUGUGAUCCGUGGGCUUGAAAGCGCAGUAAUCUGUCUAUUCGAGUGUCAUCUGUUGCCACCCACCGAUGUCAAGAUGACUAAGCUGGGGUUUUUGCGGCUGUCCUAUGAAAAGCAGGACACACUUCUGAAGCUUCUCAUUCUGUCAAUGGCUGCUGUGUUAUCAUUCUCCACUCGUCUCUUUGCUGUCUUGAGAUUUGAAAGUGUCAUCCAUGAGUUUGAUCCGUACUUCAAUUAUCGGACUACCCGGUUCCUGGCUGAGGAGGGAUUUUAUAAAUUCCAUAACUGGUUUGAUGACCGGGCCUGGUACCCUUUGGGGCGAAUCAUUGGAGGAACCAUUUACCCAGGCUUAAUGAUUACCUCUGCUGCAAUCUACCAUGUACUCCAUUUUUUCCACAUUACCAUCGACAUUCGGAAUGUCUGUGUGUUCCUGGCCCCUCUCUUCUCUUCCUUCACCACCAUCGUCACGUACCACCUUACCAAAGAGCUCAAGGAUGCAGGGGCUGGACUUCUUGCUGCUGCCAUGAUUGCUGUUGUUCCUGGGUAUAUCUCCCGAUCUGUGGCUGGCUCCUAUGAUAAUGAAGGGAUUGCCAUCUUUUGCAUGCUACUCACCUACUACAUGUGGAUCAAAGCAGUAAAGACUGGUUCCAUCUAUUGGGCAGCCAAGUGUGCCCUUGCUUAUUUCUAUAUGGUCUCUUCAUGGGGAGGUUAUGUGUUCUUGAUCAACUUGAUCCCUCUCCAUGUUCUAGUGCUGAUGCUCACAGGACGUUUCUCUCACCGCAUCUAUGUGGCCUACUGUACUGUUUACUGCCUGGGCACCAUUCUUUCCAUGCAGAUCUCCUUUGUGGGUUUCCAGCCUGUCCUUUCAUCAGAGCACAUGGCAGCCUUUGGGGUCUUUGGUCUCUGCCAGAUCCAUGCCUUUGUGGAUUAUCUGCGCAGCAAGUUGAAUCCACAGCAAUUUGAAGUUCUUUUCCGAAGUGUCAUCUCCCUGGUAGGCUUUGUCCUUCUCACCGUGGGAGCUCUCCUCAUGCUGACAGGAAAAAUAUCUCCCUGGACGGGGCGUUUCUACUCACUGCUGGAUCCUUCUUAUGCUAAGAACAACAUCCCCAUCAUUGCUUCUGUGUCUGAGCAUCAACCUACGACCUGGUCCUCAUACUAUUUUGACCUGCAGCUUCUCGUCUUCAUGUUUCCAGUUGGUCUCUAUUACUGCUUUAGCAACCUGUCUGAUGCCCGGAUUUUCAUCAUCAUGUAUGGUGUGACCAGCAUGUACUUUUCGGCUGUAAUGGUGCGUUUAAUGUUAGUGUUGGCACCUGUUAUGUGCAUUCUUUCUGGCAUUGGAGUUUCCCAGGUGCUGUCCACUUACAUGAAGAAUCUGGACAUCAGUCGUCCAGACAAGAAGAGCAAGAAGCAGCAGGAUUCUACCUACCCUAUUAAGAAUGAGGUGGCAAGUGGGAUGAUAUUGGUCAUGGCUUUCUUUCUCAUCACCUAUACCUUUCAUUCAACCUGGGUGACCAGUGAGGCCUACUCUUCUCCCUCCAUUGUGCUGUCUGCCCGUGGUGGGGAUGGCAGUAGGAUCAUUUUUGAUGACUUUCGAGAAGCAUACUAUUGGCUUCGUCACAAUACGCCAGAGGAUGCGAAGGUCAUGUCGUGGUGGGAUUAUGGCUACCAGAUUACAGCUAUGGCGAAUCGGACAAUUUUAGUGGAUAACAACACUUGGAAUAAUACCCAUAUUUCUCGAGUAGGGCAGGCAAUGGCAUCCACAGAAGAAAAAGCCUAUGAGAUCAUGAGGGAGCUUGAUGUUAGCUAUGUGCUGGUCAUUUUUGGAGGCCUUACUGGGUAUUCCUCUGAUGACAUCAACAAGUUUCUGUGGAUGGUCCGGAUUGGAGGGAGCACAGACACAGGCAAACAUAUCAAAGAGCACGAUUAUUAUACUCCAACUGGGGAAUUCCGUGUGGAUCGUGAGGGGUCUCCAGUGCUGCUCAACUGCCUUAUGUACAAGAUGUGUUACUACCGUUUUGGACAGGUCUACACAGAAGCCAAGCGUCCACCAGGCUUUGACCGUGUCCGGAAUGCAGAGAUUGGAAAUAAAGACUUUGAGCUUGAUGUCCUGGAGGAAGCAUAUACCACAGAACAUUGGCUAGUCAGGAUAUACAAGGUAAAGGACCUGGAUAAUCGAGGCUUGUCAAGGACAUAAAUGUUACAUCCAGCUCUGAUAUGCUUCGCACUGAAUACGUCACAUUUAGGAUAUGGAAGACGUUUUUUAAAUAUGCAGUUUAUAAGAAAAGAGCACGAUGGGAUUAGAAUUGUCUGAAAGUUUUGCCCUGGGCAGUAUGGGCUGGGCCAAAUGCAAUGAUUUUUAUAAUUCUGAGCAGGUUACCAAAUCAAAUGUCAUGGCUUUACUUUGGUCAAUUAAAGGGGGGAAUUUUUUAAAAAAU
Molecule: messenger RNA, 2520 nt
Organism: Equus quagga
Lineage: Eukaryota; Metazoa; Chordata; Mammalia; Perissodactyla; Equidae
Gene: STT3A
Product: STT3 oligosaccharyltransferase complex catalytic subunit A
Exons: 18
Coding region: 162-2279 (705 amino acids)
Biological process (GO): post-translational protein modification
Cellular component (GO): membrane
Molecular function (GO): dolichyl-diphosphooligosaccharide-protein glycotransferase activity
Source: RefSeq, a predicted model, not a curated record